Molecule: messenger RNA, 468 nt
Organism: Emiliania huxleyi CCMP1516
Lineage: Eukaryota; Haptophyta; Isochrysidales; Noelaerhabdaceae
Exons: 1
Molecular function (GO): metal ion binding
Source: RefSeq, a predicted model, not a curated record
AUGCGGAUUUGGCACCGGGGUGUACUGUCAAUGAUACUGCUCACUGCCGCGGCCCUCGUGCCGCACGGGUUCGUCUUUGCGCGCGCUGCGCCCGCCCGGGCGCUGCGGCGCUGCGGCGGCAAGCUGCCCCGCGCGGCUGCGCGCCUCUCGGGCGGCGCCGCUGCACCGGCUGCUGCGGCGACGACGCGAGUGGUGGAUGACAUCGUGAGUGCGGCGCUCGACCGGCGCUCGUAUCGGUGGGUCGAGCUCGACUCGGGCCUGCGCGCGCUGCUCAUCUCGGACGCCAACUCGGACAAGGCGGCAGCGGCGCUCGAGGUGAAGACGGGACACUUUGACGACCCAGCGGACGUGGCCGGGCUGGCGCACUUCACGGAGCACAUGAUGUUCCUCGGGACGGAAAGCUUCCCCGCCCCCCCGACCGAGUGCGUGAUCUCGGGGGUCCAGCCGGGUCGUUCCGUUUUUGAGCAG